AACCAGGGUGGUACUCGACGGCCGUGGGAUUGAAGGAGAAGAACCCUCGACUCAAGGUCCUCUUGGCCGUCGGCGGAUGGAACGAAGGCUCGGAGUCCUAUUCUCGCAUGGCUUCUCGGCCCGAAACACGUCGCAAAUUCGUCGCAUCCGUCCUCGAACUCCUCAAAGUCGGCGUCCCGUCUUCGCGUCCGUUCGCGUGCGAAAUGAGGACGCCGACGUCGACCGAACGACCCCGGGAACGCCCGACUCGAGACGACGCCCUUUCGACGAGAAGAUCGACACCUUCUCCCCGCCCUCCUUUCCACGGCGAGAGGGACGAGAGGGACGAAAGGAACGAGAGGGACGAGAGAGACAUCGACUUCCAUUUUGUUCGCGUUCCGAUCCGAAAGGUUCUCGAAAUGCUCGUACGUCGAUAUCCGAUCGGUGGAAAUCCUCGUCGUCGCUUUUCGUCCCUUGUCGACUCUCGCGUCGGGGACGAGCACCGUUCGAUGCGUUCGAUCCGUACGCCACGGAUCGACGGGAAGAGCAUCCGAACCGCAGCGGUCCGAUUCGAACGUCGACCUCGUUCGUUCGCCGCGUCUGCCCCAAGGCCGUCGCUCUGGGUUCGUCCGCGUCUCGUCCGAAGUACUCCCAGCGCGUUCGGUCACUCCCGGUGCUCGUUCGGUACUCGAGAGCCGAAAACGAUGCACGAUCUCCUCGGGACGAACGCUUUCGUGCCUCGUUUGUCGAAAUCCGACGUGCAAUUUCGACCACAGGCCGAUCCGUGCGUUCUCGACGUCGAAGUGCUCGAGACCGUGACGGGCACGUG
Darwinula stevensoni is the source of this 808-nucleotide messenger RNA. NCBI's taxonomy places the organism in Eukaryota, Metazoa, Arthropoda, Ostracoda, Podocopida, Darwinulidae. The record is from the annotation of a GenBank genome assembly.